Osmia bicornis bicornis is the source of this 916-nucleotide messenger RNA. RefSeq lists its product as uncharacterized. The transcript has 3 exons. The coding region runs from base 102 to 473 and encodes 123 amino acids. Lineage: Eukaryota; Metazoa; Arthropoda; Insecta; Hymenoptera; Megachilidae. The record is from RefSeq and is a predicted model, not a curated record. Gene Ontology annotation, molecular function: ubiquitin-like protein transferase activity.
ACUCUCCUUCUUACGGUUGGUCCUUGUCUCGCGAAUGGUUUAUAGCAGCUGCGCGCGCAGCUAUUGCUUUUCACGCCAGUAGCGUACUUCGUUAAGUACCGAUGGACGGUCCAGGUACGAUUACGUGGGAGGAAUUUGUUGAAAAUGCCGAAAGUUUUACACAGAUGUCGAGUCAGUUCUCUGAUGGAUGGGAACUGCGAGGUAACAAGAAUAUUCCUGGGGAAGUAUAUAUUGUUCGACAGAGAAAGCAAUUUAUCUCAAGUAUUAGCGAGUUGAACGAUUAUUCAACAUCGAAAAAUAACGAGUUUACAGAUGAUUUGAACUUCAUUUUAAAACAAGAUCCAUUUGAAGCCAGUUCUUCAAUCGAUAUACCAUUGGUUACCGAACAUCAUGUAUUGUGGUCGAUGAGCUACGGUGUUCCAGUACUAUAUUUUAAUGGCUGGAAAUCAGGUGAACACGUGAUUAUUCAUUAAGUAAUUGAAAGAAAAGUGCUAGACAAAAACACCCCUUCCACUUCGUUUAUAUUUUGUGAUGUUACGAUUCGUUCUUAAAGGUAUUUCGUGAAUGUCGUUAAUUUUUUAACAUCUAUUCAUCAAAAUAUGAAACUUCCAUUACAAUCGCUCCCUGAUCACCACUAGACCUUAAUCUGGUAUGUACAGCCUGUUGAAAAUCGCAGGCGACGUAAUGCUGAUUGUUCCUUCGAUUGUACCCUAUCUUAAACUAGGCUAAGAAGUCAGCAAAGGGAUAAAGAGUGACUGAAGGAGAAAGAUACGAGAAACAAAGGAAAUGUUUUAUGACAAUGCCGUGCACUGAAACAUACUUUUCGAAUUAAAAUUGCAAUUUUUUUUUUUGAAAUAUUUCUAUUCCAAAACCGAUUAUAAAGCCGUAUAAUUAAUUCCCGUAGAUUUUCCUGGGA